Carya illinoinensis is the source of this 2059-nucleotide messenger RNA. RefSeq lists its product as uncharacterized. The transcript is spliced from 5 exons. Bases 159 to 1940 code for a protein of 593 amino acids. NCBI's taxonomy places the organism in Eukaryota, Viridiplantae, Streptophyta, Magnoliopsida, Fagales, Juglandaceae. The record is from RefSeq and is a predicted model, not a curated record. Gene Ontology annotation, molecular function: protein binding.
UCUAUAAAUCUGAUCCGCCUUGUAGCAAAACUCUCGUGGAAGGUUGAGAGCAUAAAAAACCUCAUCAUUUCCUUGGAGUACACGCGCGCACGCAGUAGUCUCUGAAGCUAGCCGAACAAUUUCUAAGUUCUAACCGCGAAGAAAAGAUCGAGGAAAAAAUGGAAGAGGGUGAUAUCUCACUAUCUGAUCAAUCUCCUGCCUUUUAUGCUCCUCUCCUUCGAGCUAUCCUAGAAGAUGACUGGACUGCUGCUGAAGCUUUUAUUCAGAAACAUCAAAACUGCCUUGGAGUUGCCAUAACAAAAGACCAAUACACAGCCCUUCACACUGCUGUAGUUGUAAAACGCACCCGUUUUGUAAACAAUUUCGUGAGAUUGAUGAAGAUGGAAGAAUUAGAAUUGAAAGCCAACGACUGCACGGCCCUUUAUUUUGCUGCUAAAACAAAAAUCGUAACAAUUGCAGAGGCGAUGGUGAAAAAGAACAACAAUCUGCCAUCGAUAUUCCCCAACGCCAAUGAUUCCAUCCGUCAUUUACCACUUUACGCCGCAAUAGAGACUGGAAAUAGAGACAUGGUGUCGUAUUUAUACUCCGUGACGCCAAUUCAAGACUUGGCUUCUGAGGAUCGCAUUAAUAUCCUCAAGGCUACCAUUUCCAAUGAUUUGUAUGAUACGGCACACAAAAUUUUGGAUACUCUAAAGUUAGAACCUGGAGAGAAGGAACUUCUUUGGGAACCAUUGGAAAUGUUGUCCAGAAAACCUUCAGAAAUAAUUGGCAACAAAAGUCAGCCAUCAGUAUGGGAAAGAUGCUUAAACUCCUGCUUCAGAGGUCAGUUGAGGUUCUUCAACAAAGCUAUUAUGCAAGCAUCAGCCCAUCAAUUAGUUGACCACCUUUUGAAACAGCUUGGAGUUGCAGACGACAAACAUUUAUCAAGUCAUGUGCUUCAGCAAAAUCAUAUGAAACUAGUUGUUGAAGCUGCAAAAGUAGGGAACGUUGAAUUUCUAAUCAUACUUCUAAGCUCUUAUCCCGAUCUCAUAUGGCAAGUUGACAAAGAAGAAUAUGGAACUUUAUUUCACGUUGCUAUUAAACAUCGACAAGAGCGUGUUUUUAAUUUAAUUUAUGAGAUAGGUGUUUGGAAAGACAUCCUUGCGACCUAUGAUGCCAAAGGGAGAAAAAACAUGCUACAAUUAGCUGCAGAAUUGCCUUCUUCAGAUCAACUAAAUAUUAUAUCAGGAGCAGCCCUUCAAAUGCAAAGAGAGUUGUUGUGGUUUCAAGAGAUAGAAAGUAUAGUGCCAAAGUCAUAUGUGAACCAACUGGAUAAAAAUGUAGAAACACCUAGGGAUAUAUUUGUGAGGACCCAUGAAGAACUAAAGAAGAAUGGUGAAAAGUGGAUGAGAAACACGGCAAACUCAUGCAUGCUCGUGGCAACACUGAUUACCACUGUGGUUUUUCCAGCUGCCUUCACAGUACCGGGUGGAAACCGUGAUAAAGUGGGCAUUCCUAUAUUUUUGGAAGCCAAUUGGUUUACGGUAUUCAUCGUAUCAGAUGCAAUAGCAAUGUUAUUCUCUUCGUCUUCAAUAUUGGUUUUCUUAUCAAUUCAUACAUCACGGUAUACGGAAAAAAAUUUCCUCAAAUCAUUACCUCAUAGGCUGGCGUUGGGACACGCUAUGCUUUUUAUCUCAAUAACGAGCAUGCUGAUAGCCUUCACUGCAGCCUGUUUUCUAAUCUUUAAAAGUAAACCAAGUGUUCCAAUCAGUAUAGUUGUUGCGGCGCCUGGUAUCCCAAUUUGUUUGUUUGGUAUCCUACAUUAUGGCCUUUGGUUGGAUAUAUUCCACUCAUCAGCAUUAUUAUUAGGUUCUAAUAGCUUCCUUUCCCGGUCAAAUAAAAGGCUUUUCAAGAAGCAAGGAAAGAAUGACAACCAUCAGUUAUGCAAUUUGACCAAAUAAUUACGAUCAAGGCUUCAGUUUGAUGUUGAUUAAUUAGUUAGGAAUGUUGGCUUCUCAUGUGUACGUAUGUGAAUAUUAUAUAUAUAUACAUAUGUGUGUGUGUUUCUCGUUGUGCUUUC